Molecule: messenger RNA, 1812 nt
Organism: Rubroshorea leprosula
Lineage: Eukaryota; Viridiplantae; Streptophyta; Magnoliopsida; Malvales; Dipterocarpaceae
Source: the annotation of a GenBank genome assembly
CUUUCUGUAGCUCCAUCUCGGUCUCUCACUCAACCACUCUGCAAAUCCUACGAUCCUUCUCGUCGACCUGGAUCGGAAUUUCGUAGGUUGGGUAGCUAUUUGACUCGUUUUCCUGAAUUUUACGGGAAAUUUUGAGGUUUGUUUGCUCAGGCGGAGAGGAUUAUUGGAGGAGCUUGAGGAGAUUUGAGAAUGUCCGCUUCUGUGACGAGCACCGUGUACACCGAUGUGAUCAAGGACGUCAUCAGCAAGGUCCGUGAUGAGUUUGUCAACAACGGUGGCCCUGGCGAGAGUGUUCUCCACGAGCUUCAGGAGAUUUGGGAGAUGAAGAUGUUGCAAGCUGGAUUUAUAUCAGGUCCGAUAGACAGAACUUCAACUCAGAAGCAGUCGACCACUGGUGCUGGAAUUACUCCCGUUCACGAUCUUAAUGUCCCAUAUGAAGGGACGGAGGAAUAUGAAACUCCUACUGCUGAGAUGCUUUUUCCUCCUACACCUUUGCAAACUCCAAUUCCAACACCUUUGCCUGGAAGUGCUGACAACUCUAUUUAUAACAUUCCUACUGGUCCUAGUGAGUAUCCCACUCCUGCGAAUGAUGCUGGGGGCAACACUGAGGGAGGAAAAGGUGGAAGGCCAAGCCCUUAUGUGCAAUCUCCUUCUCCUUGGUCGAAUCAAAGGACCCCGCUCAGUGUUGAUGUUAAUGUCGCUUAUGUGGAAGGGCGGGAUGAGGUGGACAGAGUAACCUCUAAUCAACCCCAGACACAGGACUUCUUUACAAUGUCUUCUGGGAAGAGAAAACGUGAGGAUGUUGCUACACAAUAUCGCAAUGGUGGAUAUAACAUUCCCCAGCAAGAUGGAGCUGGAGAUGCUAUGUCUGAGGUUAAUUCGGUACAGGUAAGCCAAAGGAGCUAUGUUCUUGGUAAAGGUGACUCAGUAGCCACUGCAGACACAGAGAAGUUAUCACAACUGGCUAGGUCAACUUCAAAGAUUCCUCAACUGGAUGGGCCAAUUCCUGAUCCAUUUGAGGAUAUGCUUUCUACUCCCAAUGUAAGUAUUAUACUUUUUCAAAUUCAGUGGAUCUACAAUUAUCAAGGAGUUGUCAAUGAAGACUACAAUAUAGUGAACACACCAGCUCCUGAUGUUCCAGCGGCUACCCCUGCUCCUGUUGUUCAACAUGAUGCUGCAGAUGAUGAUGAUGAUGAUGAUCCAUUAAAUGAGAAUGAUGAUGAUGAUUUCGAUGAUGCGGACCACGGAGAGGAGCUGAACACACAGCAUUUAGUUUUGGCUCAAUUUGACAAGGUGACGCGUACCAAGAACCGGUGGAAGUGCACACUCAAGGAUGGGAUUGUGCAUAUUAACAACAAGGACAUUCUCUUCAAUAAGGCUUGUUUUUCAUCAUUUGAUACCCUGGAAUUUCUUUUUCUCCUGUUUUAAUAUUGCACCUGCCAUUAACCAUCCAAGGCUUUCAGUAAAGUGCUUGUCUCUUUUGCAGGCAAGUGGAGACUUCGAUUUCUGAUUUUGUUAGAGAUACGCCUCUUCAUCAUCAGGGUUGCAGCUGCUUCAGAAGAUCAAAUCUGAGUUGUCUUUUGGUGUUAAUUUUUCUAAUUUAUUAUUAUUAAUAUUAAAGAGCUAGAGAUUGUACAUAAAAAGGAAGAGCUUUUUCGGCCUUAGAAUGAAUGGAUGCUCAAACAUGUUUUAAGAAGUUUACCAUUUCCCAGAUGGAAUUUGUAAUUCCCUUCAUCGCAUAUAAAUCGAGCCUUUUGUUCCAGCUAAACAAUCUAUUCCAUGGUUUUUCUGAAAUCAAAAUUCUCCUUCACA